AUGGAACCAUUACAGUCGAACGUGAUCAGUGGCCCAGAGAUGGGACCUGCUCGCGACUCCACCAGUUCCACAACCAUCGGCAUCUCGCUGUCUCUCAAGGCCAAACCUGACACGGAUGAGGACACUAUCACCAAGAAGACCGAGAAACCAGACCAAGAGUUGCAUAGGCUGAACAGCAGUUCCCGAGCAACCAACAUCCAUCACGGAAAUGGAUACCAAACUGACAGCAGAGAGCCCGUUAUCUCUAGUAAUCGUUCAUCAAAAAUACACACUCAGGAACCCCAUCCUCACUUCUUCGACACCCUCAACAUGACUGACGCCAACACAAGGGACCUGUCCUCUCUGGACGGCACACCACGUCUGCCCCUGCAGGAAAGCGAGCCGCGCGCCAGCAUUGUCGAAACCCCCUCAAGGCAGGUUCUCAAUGGAUCACAUGUUGCCAGAGAACGUCCAUGGAGCAGAGCGGAUCUGAAGCCGGGCGAAGGGAAGACUUUGUGGAAGUGGUCGGGUAAUGGCAAAAUCUCGCACGAUUCUAACAAGGAGUCCAAAACAGUAGCCGACCAGCAUAUCAAGGCACUGAAGGAGCUCUUCGACAAGGAGCUGUCGGGUGACAACCGAUACCACGAAUCUCUGACCAAGCUGAAGGAUUUGGCAGAAAUGCUAGAUGGAUACCCUGUCGCCAAGCAAGACUUCGAGGAUGCCAUACAACCAGUUAGGGAGGCCAUAGAUGUCUGGCACGAGAUCUUUGCGAAGAUGGGAGCAAAAUCGGUGCCAAUCGCAGAAGCAGAUCUUGUCUCUGAUUUUGGCAAUCCCAUCAGCCCCUUCCUUGGUCUACCGGCAGACUCCACGACGUGGGUAUACUUCAUAGGAAAGGUUUAUGGAGUUGGUGAGUUCGGGCUGCUGUCAAAGGCCGACCUCGAUGAUGCACUCCUCAAGGUCAAGAAACAAGCUUGUUUCCAAUACCUUAUCUGGACGGAAAAGCUCAUCAAGUCCUACGAGGGCAAUGAGUCUAACCUUAUGAACACAGGGCAUCGACGCAACGUCGACGAAAAGCCCCUGAACGCCAAGUUCGAGAAGGAUGAGGACAUCGCUACCGAGAAGCCUACUCCAAAGCAACCGAUUGGAGACGAGUCCCACAACGACGACCGUGAGAAUGAGGAUGCCGCCGCCAUAGAAGCAAGUCUCUGA
Colletotrichum paranaense is the source of this 1188-nucleotide messenger RNA. RefSeq lists its product as uncharacterized. Bases 1 to 1188 code for a protein of 395 amino acids. The transcript is spliced from 7 exons. NCBI's taxonomy places the organism in Eukaryota, Fungi, Ascomycota, Sordariomycetes, Glomerellales, Glomerellaceae. The record is from RefSeq and is a predicted model, not a curated record.